AUGAAAUCCUUCAGUCCGAUCCUUUUCCUUCUGGUCUUCCUCCAUUCCCUCCUGGGCUCUCAGGCCGCACCUUCAGCCCCUCUGCCCCUGGGCUCUGACGUUCAGGGGAUGGGUCACCCUGCAGCGACCUUCCCUGGCGCUUCUGAAAACGCCACUGGAGAAGGCCCUAACCCGCAAUUCCCUGCGACUAUUCGUCCUGAGCCCUCCAAGAUGCCUCGUGCAGUUUACCCUGAGACCACCGCUCUUGAUUUCACUGAGACCCCCGGGCCUGAUCUGGAAACCCCACAGCCCCAGUCUCCUGACACCCCCCAGCCUGACCCGUUCACCACCUCAGUAUCAGAAUUCCCGGACAGCCCCCACACUAACUGCUCCAAAGCGACACACCCAGAGCCUUCUGGGACCCCCGACCCUGCCCCGACAGACCCUCCACACCCUGGAUCCUCUGACACCCCAAAACCUAGUCCCUCAAAAGUGACACUCCCAGAAAAUCCUGAGACCCCAAAUGCUAACUCUAUGCAGACCACACACCAAGAAUCCGCAAAGAUCCUCAGACUUAACACCCCUGAAAUCUCACAUGUUAAAAGCCCUGACCCCACCAAGCCUCUUGACACCAAAUCUCUAGAAGCCAGUGAUGCUGGCACAACUGAGACCCCAAGCUCUCACUUCCCCCUGAACGUUCAUCCUGACCCCACUGAAAUCCUCCACCUAGAGGCCCACGAGAACCCUAACCCCAGCCCCACCAAAACUCCCCAAGCAGAGCUCCCCACAGCCCACCACCAGGAUGCAACCAAGAUCCCCCAAACCUCCGUCCUUGAAGUCUCCACUAGUCUGCACCCAGAAACCGCUGGGCCCCUCAGGGAUGCAGCCACUGCCCUCAGUGAGCUGCGCCCGAGUCCCCAGGCAGACACCCUCGCGGCCACCCAGCCUGACCCCUCUCAACUGCCCACCUCAGACUCGCCAGGGUCCCUUGAGCCAAAGGCCCCCCAAAACUCGGACCCCAAAAGGCAGAGCACCCCACUGGCCUCAGCCCGGAUUGUGGGCCCCCCUGCUCCUCCAGAGCCACCCAGUCAGCUGCUCCCCGCAAUUCCCCGGGCUCCCCAGCGGCGCGGGCGAGGCGAGAGAGUGAACACUAUCAUCGUGGUGGAGCACGUGAAGGAGACCGGCGUGACUCUCGUGGGGCGCCCACGCGGCUCGACUGGAGGGGCCCUGUGCCUGUUCUUUGCUGGGACCGGGCUUUUGAUCUGCAUCUUUCUGCUGCUGUGGUGUCUCUACCGGCGGGCAGCCCGACACCGGCCCUUCGCACACCACCGGCUCCCGGACAGCGGAGACGAGCCGGUUAUGCACCUGGAUGCCCCGAAGGACCCCUGCGACCUCUACUUUUAUGCGCCGGAUGCCUGGGUGCCUUCGCACAUCUCCACCAAGCAGCCGCCGCCCACACCGCCGCUGCCACCCAAGCUGCCCCCGCCUCCCCGCGGGGGACGCCCCCAGCGCCUGGAGCCGCUGUCCCCUGAUACGCUCCCCAACAACUUCGUGUGAGCCCCUUUCGGUCCCUCCAGGCCUGCACACUCUUCUUAGUGAAUCUCUUGGAUAUAGCGUCCAGCACGGAU
Fukomys damarensis (Damara mole-rat) is the source of this 1607-nucleotide messenger RNA. It is a transcript of the gene Gfy, whose product is annotated as golgi associated olfactory signaling regulator. The transcript is spliced from 3 exons. The record is from RefSeq and is a predicted model, not a curated record. The coding region runs from base 1 to 1536 and encodes 511 amino acids. NCBI's taxonomy places the organism in Eukaryota, Metazoa, Chordata, Mammalia, Rodentia, Bathyergidae.